UUUGGAAGUAGGGCUCACGAGAGGCAGUUGAGCCAGUCAUGUUUGGUGACCCAGCGUGAAUGUGGGGCUCAGACUCAUCGGGAUCCAGAGAGGAGCGGCUCCUGGACUCAGCAGACUUUUCUAAGGAAAGCCGAAUCUUCCCUCUGUGAAGAAGAGAGCAGGUCGAGACAAGUGAGGCCGGCCCCAUGUAUCCAGAAUCGACGACAGGAUCCCCGGCUCGGCUCUCUCUGCGGCAGACAGGCUCCCCCGGCAUGAUCUACAGUACUCGGUAUGGGAGCCCCAAAAGACAGCUCCAGUUUUACAGGAACUUGGGCAAGUCCGGCCUGCGGGUCUCCUGCCUGGGGCUCGGAACAUGGGUGACCUUCGGAGGCCAGAUCACCGAUGAGAUGGCAGAGCAACUAAUGACCUUGGCCUAUGACAAUGGCAUCAACCUCUUCGAUACUGCAGAAGUCUACGCGGCGGGCAAGGCCGAAGUGGUGUUAGGGAACAUCAUCAAGAAGAAGGGAUGGAGACGGUCCAGCCUGGUCAUCACCACCAAGAUCUUCUGGGGAGGAAAAGCGGAGACCGAGAGGGGCCUUUCCAGGAAGCACAUAAUAGAAGGUCUCAAGGCCUCCCUGGAGCGGCUGCAGCUGGAGUAUGUGGACGUGGUGUUUGCCAACCGCCCGGACCCCAACACGCCCAUGGAAGAGACCGUGCGUGCCAUGACCCACGUCAUUAACCAGGGGAUGGCCAUGUACUGGGGCACGUCGCGCUGGAGCUCCAUGGAAAUCAUGGAGGCCUACUCCGUGGCCCGGCAGUUCAACCUCAUCCCGCCCAUCUGCGAGCAGGCCGAGUACCACAUGUUCCAGCGGGAGAAGGUGGAGGUACAGCUGCCCGAGCUCUUCCACAAGAUAGGAGUGGGCGCCAUGACCUGGUCCCCCCUGGCCUGCGGCAUCGUUUCCGGGAAGUACGACAGUGGCAUCCCGCCCUACUCCAGAGCCUCCUUGAAGGGUUACCAGUGGCUGAAGGACAAAAUCCUAAGUGAGGAGGGCCGGCGCCAGCAGGCCAAGCUGAAGGAGCUGCAGGCCAUCGCCGAGCGUCUGGGCUGCACACUCCCCCAGCUAGCCAUAGCCUGGUGCCUGAGGAAUGAGGGAGUGAGCUCUGUGCUCCUGGGUGCUUCCAGCGCAGACCAGCUAAUGGAGAACAUUGGAGCAAUACAGGUCCUUCCGAAACUGUCGUCUUCCAUUAUCCACGAGAUUGAUAGUAUUUUGGGCAAUAAACCCUACAGCAAAAAGGACUACAGAUCCUAAGAAGCCCCCGGCCGCUUGCCCGGACAGUUUCUCUUUCCCUCCUAGUCUCUCUGUUCGCUCGCUUAAGCCGUUUUGAAGCCAAGUCAGGGGUGUGGUUUGCAUCAAACAGAAAACAUCACGGCAAGAUGUCCUCCUCGUGGGGAAAAGAUCUCAAAAGUUGCUGCAAGACACCAUUCACUGCUUCGCGGGACCGAAUUCAGAUCCGUGCCGGGGAGGCCGCGUUGAUGGGGCAGGAUGUUGGAGUGGUCCCGCCCGAGCCCGCCUACAGCCUCUACUCCCCCUCCAAGAAGAAAGCACCCCAGUUGCUCCCAGCCUCCGCCUUUCCCAGAGAUGCCUCCAGGCCGGGCCUGUGUCCUGGGGGGGCAGCAGGGCUGGCCUCUCAUCUGCUGAGAACCCCCACUUGGUGUUGGGGGUGGGAAAGAGGAAACCAGGGCUGGCCCUUCCUGUGGCCCCCUCUGCUGGAGCACUGGAUGUUGGGCAGGGCCUCCCCAGUGGGGUCCCCCUCCACUUCCCUCUUGUCAAGGGCUCCCAGGAUUUUACAAUGGGCCUGA
This is a messenger RNA of Nyctereutes procyonoides (raccoon dog), 1840 nucleotides long. It is a transcript of the gene KCNAB2, whose product is annotated as potassium voltage-gated channel subfamily A regulatory beta subunit 2. Gene Ontology annotation, cellular component: voltage-gated potassium channel complex; juxtaparanode region of axon; cytoplasm. The coding region runs from base 186 to 1289 and encodes 367 amino acids. The transcript has 16 exons. Gene Ontology annotation, molecular function: voltage-gated potassium channel activity; potassium channel regulator activity; transmembrane transporter binding. Gene Ontology annotation, biological process: regulation of potassium ion transmembrane transport; potassium ion transport; transmembrane transport. The record is from RefSeq and is a predicted model, not a curated record. NCBI's taxonomy places the organism in Eukaryota, Metazoa, Chordata, Mammalia, Carnivora, Canidae.